Onthophagus taurus is the source of this 1651-nucleotide messenger RNA. It is a transcript of the gene Rab32, whose product is annotated as RAS oncogene family member Rab32. NCBI's taxonomy places the organism in Eukaryota, Metazoa, Arthropoda, Insecta, Coleoptera, Scarabaeidae. Gene Ontology annotation, molecular function: GTP binding; GTPase activity. Gene Ontology annotation, cellular component: late endosome; lysosome; Golgi apparatus. Gene Ontology annotation, biological process: phagosome-lysosome fusion; endosome to lysosome transport. The record is from RefSeq and is a predicted model, not a curated record.
UAUGUACUAAGAAGCGACAAAAAUAUAUACUUUGUCUAAAUUAUUAAAAAAAUUAACUACUACUACGAAUGGUACUUGUAUAAGAAGGGGGGAAAUAAAAGAGGGCAAAAUAAUAUAUAUAUCAGCCCCCCACUUCUUGUGACUACCCAAGAACGGAAAAUCGCGUCGAACAAAAUCGCAGUCCCCGCGAAAUGUCGGUAAAGUAAAGAUGACCGUCGAUUUAACAUAGCCAAAGAUGAAAGAAAAUCCAGAAAGCGUCGAUAACAGCAAAAACGCGAAAAAGAAAUUAAAACCGAAAAAAACGUCGCUGAUAAAACGUUUAAAAUUAAAAACGAAACAUAGUUCGCAAAGUGAUAUUUCGAUAGAGCCGCAGCCGUCGACGUCUUCGGAAUCAUCGGCGCUGGAAAGACGGACGCCGGAAGGCGACGACACGGAUAUCACGUUGGGAAAAUCCGUCUCCGACACGAACCUUUCGGAUUCGUCUUGGAAAAGUGCCGAAAAUCUUACCGCCGAUAAACGAAAAGGGUCGAGCAAAAGCGUUAUUAACGUGGAAACCACUCAAGUUGAAGUUACGGUUGAGGAAAAAGAUAAAGAGAAGGAAUUUAAAUCGUCGGUGGAUUUAAAGGAUAUGCCCGCCUUUGGUGAACUUAUUUUUGACACAACUAUGACUUCGUCGAAUACAAUAGCCAGAUCGAAAGAUCAUUUGUACAAAAUUUUAGUUAUCGGCGAUUUGGGGACCGGAAAAACUUCGAUUAUCAAACGUUACGUUCAUCAAUUCUUUUCUCAACAUUAUCGAGCAACAAUUGGCGUUGAUUUUGCUUUAAAAGUUAUCAAUUGGGAUCAAAAUACUUUAGUAAGACUUCAAUUAUGGGACAUAGCGGGUCAAGAACGUUAUGGUAAUAUGACACGAGUUUAUUACAAAGAAGCUGUUGGGGCUUUUAUAGUAUUUGAUGUAACACGAUCGAAUACGUUUGAUUCGGUUUCAAAUUGGAAAGCCGAUUUGGAUUCAAAAGUACAACUUUCCGAUGGUUCUCCAAUUCCGUGCGUUUUGUUGGCGAAUAAAUGCGAUCAACCGAAAGAAGGUUUAGUUGCGAGUCCGUCGAGAAUGGACGAUUAUUGUCGCGAAAAAGGAUUUACCGCUUGGUUUGAAACUUCGGCUAAAGAAAAUAUUAAUAUUGAUGAUGCAGCUAGAGCUUUAGUAAGCAAGAUUUUGGAUAAUGAUGCCUUACUUAGUAAUAAUAAAGGGGAUCAAUUUACACUUCACGAUGAAACUCCAGCCGAGAAAAGUAGUUGUACAUGCAAAUUAUUUUAAAUUUCUCUUUUUAAGGAUUUAUUUUGAGAUUUUUUCUAAGAAAAUUGUAGACACCAUAUUUAUUUCGAAUUCCUAAUACUAUUUUUUAUGUUUUUUUACGUUUACAGAGCACCGAAAAUACGACGUUAAUUUGAUAGAUCAUAAGAUUUGUUUUUUUUUAGACAAAAUGUGACGAGGUAUGUUGUACAUAUGUAUUAAAAAGAAGAGAUCAUUUUUUCUAUGUAUAUUUGUACUUAAUCAUAUCGUGUAACAGUAGAUCACCGAGAUUUUAUACUAAGAAGAUUAGAUUUUCACCUAUUUUUCCACGUAUUUUGAGAUUAAAUAGUAUAUUUUAUUGUA